AUGACUGAUAGUUGUGAUCUUAACAAUGCAAAUGGCAAGGAGUGUAUCGCAGAAGAUAUGUCUAUGGAAACUGAGUCCAAUAAAGAGGUAAAUGUUUGCAUGGAGGAGGUGCUCAACAAAUCUGUUGAAAUGAAUGCAGAUGGUAUUAACAAUGUUGACACAGAUAUAUUGAAUAAAACUGUGCAAGAAAUUGAUAAAGAUUCUAUACAAGAGAAUGAGGAAUUCCAAGGUCCUAAUAGUUGUAAAAGAUUUUCCAAGAUAAUAGAUAGUGACUCAGAAGAUGAAAAUAUCUUUACAUCACAGAUGAAAAGAGAAAGAAAUGUUACUAAAUCAUCUGAAGACAAAGAAUAUUCAAAUAAGAAGAGGAAUAAGAAGAAAAUUUUUGAUAGUGAUACAGACGAAGAAGUGCUUAAUGUUAAUAAUAAUCAUAAUGCAGAAGGAAUUUCAAAUAAAGAAAAGGAAGGGAACGCUGUACAAAAUAGAUUUCAAUCUCUAGUAGAUUCAGAAUCAGAGGAAGAAGAUGAAAGGACUCCUAUGAAGUAUGAGGAAAGUAAACAACACAAGGAACAUAGUAAAUUUACAAAGAGAAAGGUCUCAUCGAGGGCUAGCAAAGAUGAAGCCAUGAAACAGAUACAUAGUGAAACUCAACGUUUAAUAAGAGAAACUGAAAUUUCCCUUCCUUACCACAGACCAAAACAGAGAACAUUACAAGAAUCUUUGAGCAGGAAGAAAGUACUCUCUGCUCUACCAAAAGCUUCUACAAUGGCAGCUAAAUUAAAGAUGUCAUCUGCUAUUGUCGACAAAGUUUUGAAGGAAAAAGAGGAAGAAACAGAGGUAUUUUACAAGUCUUCUGAUUCAGAAGAGGAAGCAAUAGAAAGUCAUUCAGAAACGGAUAAAGAAAGCCCUUCAGAAGCGGAUAAAGAAAGCCCUUCAGAAGGGGACAAAGAAAGCGAAAAUAUACAAUGUACACAAAAAGUUAGGAAAGAUAUCAUUCCAAAAAAAUUGUUUGUUUCUGAUAGUUUAUCUGUAGAUAAUAAUAAAGAAGAAAGUAGUGCAUAUGUGGUACACGAAGCAAAUGAAAUUGCCACAGAAACGAACGAGACAGAAAGCAAUGAACUAACAGCAAUCAGUACAAUGCUAAUAGACGAUUUGAGUGAUUUGGUGACACUAGAAACUCAUUGCAAUACUACAGAUACAGAGAAUGGAAGCCAACACCGUACAUCGGAAACCGAGAAAAUAGUUGAUGCACCUCGUAAUAAAGAAGAAGAUAAUUUGUUACAAAGCGGGCAUAUUGAAAAUGGCGAUAGAGACAAAAAUACGGUCAAAAGCACUUUCGAUGAAAGAUGCGACGACGAAGAAAAUAAUUCCAAGUUUACGAAUGAUUUCUCAGAAGCGUCCACUUCGAAAACCAACAACGAUUUCUCGGAAGCGUCCACUUCGAAAACUAAUAACGAUUUCUUGGAGGCGUCCACUUCGAAAAUCAAUAACGAUUUCUCGGAGGCGUCCACUUCGAAAACCAAUAACGAUUAUGCGACAAUGGUAAAGCGAUCGUUGGGAAUACCUAUAGAAGAGUCUGAUGAAUACGACGAGUAUGGUUUACCACCGCCUAAGUUCGAUAACUCUCCAAACAUGAACGAGAAGAAGACAUCAUUGAACGUACAAAGUUUAAAACCAAAAUUAAAAGGCGCGCCGGGUACGAUGAUCGAUUUAUCAGAUGACGUUAAACCAAACAAGAGAGGGGUAGACGCCUUGAUCGAUCGAUUCCUAUUUAAACAUUCCAAGAAGGAUGAAAAAGUUAAGGAUAUAUCAGAGGUGACGGUAACACAUAUAAAAGAGUCCCCGAAUGGGUUACCGAUCGUAGUUAAAGAAACACUCCCAUACAAACUGCCAACAUUCGGAAAGGAAGAUCCCGCAUUGCAGAAACCUGGGGCAAAGUUGUUGCGUCUGAAGGAGGAAUUGAAGCAUCGAAUUGCGAUGAAGCAUGAGGUAGAGUGGAAAGAAAAAGAACAGGAGAUGAAGGAACACGAGAUAGACUGGACCGAGACUCUCGACGAUGAAGAGGAGUUUAGCAAAUCCUAUUCACCGAGUAUUGAGACAAACGAAACCGAAGAGGAUGAACCGGUAGAAGAUGAUGUAUACGAGCAGAGAAAGAAGAAGACGAAAAGUAAAUGCGCUUUCGUAGAUGACGAAGCAGAAGUCAGUGGCGACGAUGAAGACAAUGAUGAAAUUAUAGACGAGGAUGAGGAUGAAAAUUCAGAGAAAGAGGACGAAGAAUGCGAGAGGCUUAUUUUAGAAGACGAUGAGAGCAGCACAUGUAGUAGCGCUAAUAUGAAUCGUAAAUCGUUCAAACGAAUCGUCGAACCUAUAGAAGAUGAUUCUAGGUCUUGUGAUACAGUGAAGAGUGACGACACGGUAAUGAAGGACAGGAAGGUGUCGCGAACAAUGAUUAGUUUGGAUAUGUUCAACGGGAGCGCCAGCGAUAAUGAAAGCGAUAUUCCAGUCUCGCAAAUGCACGUUGAAAAUGACUUGGAAGGCGAAGAAACCAGUCGAACACCGCGUAUUAAGGCCAACAGUUUUAAUUUCGUUUCCCCUGCGACGCAAUUGACAGCAUUAAGUACCGGCUUGGAGGACGAGAAGAAGUCAGCUCAGGUCGAGCAAGUGUCGUUGGUCAACGAAUCUGAUCCGAUUCUGAUGGAAAGUCCGCUGAUCGAUGGAUUUUCGCAACGGUUCCGCGGUUCGAAGAACGAAGCACUACCACACAGGAAGUUACCGUUCACCGAUCAAAACGACAUGACGGAGGAUGAUCUCAUGGGAUUGUGCUCCGGUACAUUCCUCACGAAUAAGAAUAACCUGUACGCCUCGAAAGAGCCGGAUGUCUCCGAAUCGCAGCUACUAGAGUUAUGCUCGGGAACAUUUAGCAGCCAGGCGAACAAUUCGGAAGUGUUAACGAAUUACUUGUCGAGCGAAAAAUCGCAAGAUGUAUCAACGGGAAGAGGUUCAACGUCCAUCGAGAAAGACGAUUGUCAAGAGAACGAACGAUCGAAGGGGAACGACGUGUCCCAAAAGAAAUCCAGUGUCCGGUACUUCGAAGAAGACGAACAGGACGAAGAUCUGAUGGAGCAGCCGAUCAAGAUUCGACCGAUGAAGAGGAAGGUGAAGAAGCUAGAUUUAUCCGAUGACGAGGAAGAGAACGAACGUUCGAUGCUCAGCGACGAUGAUGAACAAAGCGAAGACGACGAGGACGAACAAAACGAAGACGACGAAGACAAAUUUAUAGAUUAUGAUUCAGAGGAGAACGAAGUGGUUGUCCCGAAGAAGAGUAUAAAGCAGUACGCGGCCACGUUUUUAGAAAAUGAAGCCGAGCUAAGCGAGAGCGACUGUGAUGUGUCCGCGGACGAGGAUGAAAAGGACAUGGACGAUUUGGAAUUGGAGGAAGGGGACGACGAGGAAAUCGAUGAGAUAAAGAUGAAGAAUCAACUGGGUAAACUGCAUAUGAAGCAAAUACUGGAUAAGGAUCAGAAGGAAGUAAAGAUACUCAAGGAACUGUUGUUCGAGGAGGGAGAUAUGUUCAGUGACAGCGCUCGAGAACGAAAAUUCAAGUGGAAGAAUAUAGAUAAACAAGACGGUAACGAUCAGUUCGAACCAUCAGAAGAUAAAGACGGUUGGGUUGAUUUGUCGGAUGAUGAGGAUGAAGCAAAAUGGCGUAAGAUAAGGCAUGAAAGAGAAAAAUUCCUAGCAGAAAAGAUGUCAAAGGAGAACGUAGAAUCCGAGAUCGAGAAUGAAUUACAGGACAGUCAAAUAUUUCAACUCGGUAUGAAGAUUCUCAAGAAAAGGCGAGUCGACGAAAAUCAGACAGAGAACACGUUGGUGGAUUCGGUCGAUUCCAAAGUUAAGUCAAGACUACCGAUCACUGUCGCAGAAAUGUUGAACUGUUCAAAUUUACAGGGAAAAUCACGUCUGAUACAUAAUGUCAUGCAGAAACGUUCGUUUCUUGCGAGGGGGGAAGAGACGCUGACGCGUCUGGCUGUUCUGGCUAGGCAAAAGGAUGUGCCGGCACAAUUGAAAAAUCCAAAAAAUUUUGUUUUCGCGCACAUUGAUCCGUCCGCGGAAAACAAAAGCGCCGAUCCCGUUUUGCAAACGGAACAUCAACGCUAUAAAGGUAAACGAAAAUAUUGAUACACACAUAUAG
This is a messenger RNA of Dufourea novaeangliae, 4189 nucleotides long. Its product is annotated as claspin-like. Lineage: Eukaryota; Metazoa; Arthropoda; Insecta; Hymenoptera; Halictidae. The transcript is spliced from 7 exons. The record is from RefSeq and is a predicted model, not a curated record. Gene Ontology annotation, molecular function: anaphase-promoting complex binding. Gene Ontology annotation, biological process: activation of protein kinase activity; mitotic G2 DNA damage checkpoint signaling; mitotic DNA replication checkpoint signaling. Bases 1 to 4176 code for a protein of 1391 amino acids.